This is a messenger RNA of Pristis pectinata (smalltooth sawfish), 2508 nucleotides long. It is a transcript of the gene dhx58, whose product is annotated as DEXH (Asp-Glu-X-His) box polypeptide 58. Lineage: Eukaryota; Metazoa; Chordata; Chondrichthyes; Rhinopristiformes; Pristidae. The record is from RefSeq and is a predicted model, not a curated record. Gene Ontology annotation, cellular component: cytoplasm. The transcript is spliced from 13 exons. Gene Ontology annotation, biological process: innate immune response; response to virus; positive regulation of interferon-beta production. Bases 99 to 2132 code for a protein of 677 amino acids. Gene Ontology annotation, molecular function: ATP binding; zinc ion binding; double-stranded RNA binding.
CAAAACUUACGUGUUCUGUUUAAAAGCCAAAGCAGCAUCAGAUGCUGCUAUUUCCUUAGCUGCUCCGGAGAAGAACCAGAAGGGCUUACAGAUACACAAUGGAAAUUGAAUUGCGAGAUUAUCAGUGGGAGGUUGUGCAGCCUGCUCUCGAGGGAAAAAAUAUCAUCAUAUGGCUACCGACUGGUGGAGGCAAGACCCGGGCAGCUGUGUUUGUUACCAGAUAUCAUUUGGGCACAAGAAGUGGAGGCAAAGUAGCUGUUCUUGUAAAUAAGGUACCUUUGGUGAAUCAGCAUUAUGAAAAUGAGUUUAAACCAUUCCUAACACCUAAUUAUAAUGUGAUUCCAAUAAGUGGUGACACCGAGCUUAAGGAGCAAUUUGCAUAUAUCGUACGGAUGAAUGAUGUUAUCAUCUGCACAGCACAGAUCCUGCAAAAUGCACUGAUCAGCACAGAAGAAGAAAAACACGUAGAGUUAACAGAGUUUUCCCUGCUGAUAAUUGAUGAGUGUCAUCACACUCAGAAGGAUGGAGUGUAUAAUAAAAUCAUGGCCCAGUACAUUGAGGCGAAGCAUAAGAAAGUGAGCAAAUUACCACAAGUCCUUGGACUCACAGCGUCUCCUGGAACUGAUGGCGCCAAUACAUUCGACAAAGCAGUGAACCAUAUCUUACAGAUCUGCGCCAAUAUGGAUGCUCAGAUGAUUACGUCCUCUACAAAGUGUAAACAACAAUUGGAUGAUGUAGUCCCUCAGCCUAUGAAAAUAUAUGAUAUUAUAGAAGAAAGAAAACAGGACCCUUUUGGGGACAAAAUUAAAAUGAUGAUGACAAGCAUUCACUCCCACCUAGAUGAUUCUUCAAUCACAAGGAAUUUCGGGUCACAGAUUUACGAACAAGCUGUGGUGGAGCUGGAAAAAACAGGUGCCAUCGAAUCCAACAGAGUAAAGCGUGCCUGUGCACUCCACCUUCGGAAGUACAAUGACUCUCUUCUGAUCAACGACACGGUGCAGAUGUUCGACGCAUAUUGUUACCUGGAGGAAUUCUAUGAAAAUGAAGAAAAAAUGAAAGCUGUUCUGGAUCAGACCGAUCGAUUCCUGUUUAAGCUGUUUAAUGAUAACAAAGAACAGCUGCUCUCACUUGCGUGCAAGAAAGACUAUGAAAAUCCAAAAUUGGACACAUUGGAGAACAGACUCCUAGAGCAGUUUAAGGUCCCAAACUCCCAAGGAAUAAUCUUCACAAAGACGCGGCAGAGUGCACAUGCCUUGUUUGGCUGGAUUACGAAGAGCACAAGGUUGAUGGCAGCUGAAAUCAAAGCAGAACGUUUAACAGGGGCUGGCGCCAGCAGCCAAACAAAGCACAUGACUCAGCAAGAGCAACAGGCAGUUAUUCUGAAAUUCCGACAAGGAGAAAUCAACCUCCUCGUUGCUACCAGUGUUGCAGAAGAAGGCCUCGACAUAAAAAGAUGCAAUGUUGUCAUCCGCUAUGGACUUAUCACCAAUGAGAUUGCUAUGGUUCAGGCCAGAGGACGAGCCAGAGCGGAGAACAGUGUUUAUUCAGUUGUUGCUAAACAAGGAGGGAGAGAGAUGCAACGGGAAUUUGUAAACGAAUUCCGUGAGGGUCUUAUGAAACGUGCAAUAGAGAAUGUGCAAAAUAUGCCUCAACGUGACUACCAAAUAAAGAUUCGAGAGCUGCAAAUGGAAGGAAUAAUCAGCCGGAAGGUGAAAGAUCAGAAGCAAAAUACCAUGAAGAUGGGAAAUCUUCCUGAAGAUGUGAGAUUUUACUGCCGGAACUGCAAUGAGGCAGUGUGCCAUGCCAGCGACCUCCGAAUCAUUGAGGGCAUGCAUCAUGUUAAUGUGAAUCCAAACUUCCAGAUUUACUACAAAGUUUUUGGGAAGGUCAACAUUCCGAGGAAAUUUGAAGACUGGGAACCAGGUGGCAUAGUCGCCUGUCGCAAAUGUGGUCAGAACUGGGGAAUACAGAUGAUCUACAAGAGUGUGCCCAUUCCCAGUUUAUGCAUCAAGAAUUUUGUGGUUGAGUUGCCAAACGAAAGAAGACCCUUCAAGCAAUGGAAAAGUGUUCCCUGCCAGAUACAGGACUUCAACUACAUUGAAUUUUGUAAAGACAACAUUCUAGAUCUCUGAAUGAACCUAAUAAACUUAAAGGAUGAAAUUUAGUUAUCAUGCUGUCAUCCAAUUAGUUUUUACUUCAGGCAUCAUAGAAAUGAAUUUACAUCCUCCAGUUUGCAAUCAUGAGAAAAAUCCAACAAACUAAAAUGUGUAAUGAUUUUAGAUAUAUUGAUUCCAGAGGUUUUUACUUCUGAAUACUACUUAUGGUAGUGAGACUUGCACUUAGACUAAAGCUACUACUGUAAUGGGUGCUUUGUAGCAAUAUCUUUAUCUGUAAUUAAGUUUUUGUUCUUAUUCAAAGCAAAGUUAAAAGCUGAAAACUGCUCCUCUUCUCAGGAUGUGGGCAUGCCAACUGAAUGACCUUUGAUGCAUUCUUGUAAAAAGCACUGUU